GCUCCACAAAGAGAAAGAGGGCACCCCACCACCCACACAUCCCCCCUGUCGUCGCUGUUUAUCUCCGCCCGCCGGGGCCUCCUCUCCUCGUCUUCUCGAUCCCUCCCACCACGCCUCCACCAUAGCCCCUGCCCCUGCCCUGAUAAGCUAAGCUUGUGGUUGAGGUGCGUUCCUGCACAGAAAGCGUGCAGGUGCAGCAGAGAUCAGAGGAGGACAGCUGGGAUCCCAACCAAUCCCAUGGACAAGUACGAGCCCGUUCGUGAGAUCGGGGCGGGCAACUUCGGGGUGGCCAAGCUCAUGAGGAACAAGGAAACCAGGGAGCUCGUGGCCAUGAAGUUCAUAGAGCGAGGAAACAGGAUCGACGAGAACGUUUUCCGCGAGAUCGUUAACCACCGUUCCCUUCGGCACCCCAACAUCAUCCGUUUCAAGGAGGUGGUUCUGACCCCGACGCACCUGGCGAUCGUGAUGGAGUACGCGGCCGGCGGUGAGCUGUUCGAGCGCAUCUGCGAGGCCGGCAGGUUCCACGAGGACGAGGCCCGCUACUUCUUCCAGCAGCUGGUGUGCGGGGUGAGCUUCUGCCACGCCAUGAACAUCUGCCACCGGGACCUCAAGCUCGAGAACACGCUGCUCGACGGCAGCCCCGCGCCGCGCCUCAAGAUCUGCGACUUUGGAUACUCCAAGUCCUCCGUGCUGCACUCCAGGCCCAAGUCAACGGUCGGAACGCCGGCCUACAUCGCCCCCGAGGUCCUGUCGCGACGAGAGUACGACGGCAAGCACGCAGAUGUAUGGUCCUGCGGCGUCACGCUCUACGUCAUGCUCGUCGGAGCCUACCCGUUCGAGGAUCCAAAGGAUCCAAAGAACUUCAGAAAGACAAUCUCGCGCAUCAUGUCCGUGCAGUACAAGAUCCCCGAGUACGUGCACGUCUCCCACAACUGCCGCCACCUCCUCUCCCGCAUCUUCGUCCAGAACCCCUACAAGAGGAUCACCAUGAGCGAGAUCAAGAGCCACCCAUGGUACCUCAAAAACCUGCCCAGGGAGCUCAAGGAGGAGGCACAGGCAGCCUACUACAGCCGCCGGGGAGUGGGAGACGCCGCCGCCGGCAGCAGCAAUGCCAAUGGCAAUGGCAAUGCCAAUGCCGUGGCACCAGCAGCCUACUCGUCGCAGAGCGUGGAGGAGAUCAUGAGGAUCGUUCAGGAGGCGCAGACGCUGCCCAAGCCCGCGAGGCCCGUCUCCGGCUACGGCUGGGACGCCGCCUCCGACGACGACGACGACCAGUACGAGGAAGAAGCAGAGCCCGAGGAAGAAGACGACUACGACAGGACGGUGCGGCAGGUACACGCCAGCGGGGAGUUCGACAUGAGCAGGCUCCAAAUCUGACAUGGCACACACCUCUCUCUCUCUCUCAGUUCCUCUCUUGGCAAUUGCCAACAACCCACCACCACAGCUUAAGCUUAGCAGUCAGUUUUGUGUUGUGAAAAAAUUGCGCACCUGUAACCCCGCAACGCUCCCCUGGUUUCAAUUCAGAUUCAGAUGCAUUUUUCAGUCCCUGCA
Molecule: messenger RNA, 1551 nt
Organism: Sorghum bicolor (sorghum)
Lineage: Eukaryota; Viridiplantae; Streptophyta; Magnoliopsida; Poales; Poaceae
Product: serine/threonine-protein kinase SAPK5
Exons: 3
Coding region: 238-1377 (379 amino acids)
Biological process (GO): intracellular signal transduction; protein phosphorylation
Molecular function (GO): protein serine/threonine kinase activity; ATP binding
Source: RefSeq, a predicted model, not a curated record